AUGAGCCCAGUAAGCGACGUCGCCGACGGCGACACGGGCGACCUCUUCGCCGACCCGGAGGACUACUACCCGCCCACCCCGCCACCCACCUCCCAAACCCACACCCUCGCCUCGGGCCGCGUCCUGACCCUCCACCUCGUCGGCUACUCGCCCACCGAAGCGCACCACCUCUGGAACGGAAGCCGCGUCGUCUCGGACUACUUUGAGGCGGACCCGUCGCGUGUAAAGGGCAAGACGGUGCUGGAGCUCGGCGCGGGAGCUGGGUUGCCGAGUUUGACGGCCGGUAUCUUGGGCGCGAAGCGCGUCGUCGUUUCGGAUUUCCCGGACGCGGAUAUCGUCAUGACGAUGCAGAAGAACGUGGACGAGGCGGGGGAUCUGGAGGGGGUUGUGGUGCCCAAGGGGUAUGUUUGGGGCGCGGACGUGAAGCCUUUGUUGGCGGAGAUUGCUUCUUCUUCUUCUUCUUCUUCAGCCGAGGGGGAAGAGAAGAAGGAAGAAAAGAAGUUUGACGUGCUGGUGUUGGCGGAUCUGCUUUUCCGGCACUCUGAGCACGGGAAGCUUGCCGACACGAUCUGGGAGGCGCUGGCGAGGAAAGAAGGCAGCGUGGCGUAUGUGUUCUUCACGUCGUACCGGCCGUGGCUGAGGCACAAGGAUCUGGCCUUUUUCGAUGUCGUGUUUGAGAAGAAGAUGGAGAAGCCGCUGUUUGAUGGGGACCCGGGCGAUUUGGAGAUUCAGAAGACGGUGAGCGGGUUUGAGGUGCGGUGGCCAAAGGAGCUGCUGGAGGAGAGUAAGGCGUGA
Messenger RNA from Colletotrichum fioriniae, 795 nucleotides. The record is from RefSeq and is a predicted model, not a curated record. Lineage: Eukaryota; Fungi; Ascomycota; Sordariomycetes; Glomerellales; Glomerellaceae.